This is a messenger RNA of Daldinia childiae, 1623 nucleotides long. RefSeq lists its product as uncharacterized. The coding region runs from base 1 to 1623 and encodes 540 amino acids. NCBI's taxonomy places the organism in Eukaryota, Fungi, Ascomycota, Sordariomycetes, Xylariales, Hypoxylaceae. The record is from RefSeq and is a predicted model, not a curated record. The transcript has a single exon.
AUGGUAUUUUCGAAUCUAACGCAGUGGAACGGCCUUGCUGGAAUUAUGGAGCGAAUCGACCCAGUUGCCCGUCGUUCUCCUUGCACCUGGGAUGUGCGCGAGGAACUCAAAAAGUUCCUACCUGAACGGGAUGCCGAAGAGACUGGUGUCUCAUACGUGACCACUAACAUACCGGUAGCGGCCGCGCGACAGUGGGAAGAAAUAGAGGACCGAAUAAAUGCCAAACAUUUCGGGUUUAAACCCCCGCCUCCUCCCCGACCUCGCCAGCUUCGUCACUCCCUUCCUUCUAAACGAAGCCGGCUUGAUGAAAACUCUGGCGAAGGAACCUCAUCUGCAGACAACUCUCUUGUUGCGCGGGACCGUGUAAAAGAGCCUCCUCGGAGGCUCCUUAAGACAGAGUAUGGAACCUUUAAGCUAUUCGAUUCUGGCUUUUGGGUCCUGAAGGACGUAGGACCUAAUUAUAAGUUGAAGUUGCCUCUUGCAGCUGGAUUAAGAGAAGAACUUGAACCUAUUGAUGAUUAUGAAGAAGAGUUAUAUUACUUCGAGGAUGAUGAUGCUUACCAGUUCCUUGAUACUCUGGAAGAAUCUGAUUCCGAGGGUUCUCAGCCUGAGGGCGAACAGCAGAUGACAGAGUGUCUCGCCAGCAUGGACCUGAUGGACAUCAAUACAGACCCUCCGGGCGUUGGCAAGGAGGUUGGAGAUAAGGUGAAGAUAAUAAUUGACGAGGACUUUGAUGCUAGUACGGAUGUUGAUGAUCAUGAAGCAACAAUCAAAGGGAAAGGAAAGCAGAUAGAUGUGAUGGUGAUCGAUGAUGAUAGCUUGGAGGAGGAUUAUGCCUCUAGCCAGAAUGUUUUGCAGAACUUUGGUGCAAGCCCCUCUAACGCGCACCCCUUUAAUGUGGACCCUGAAGGGGCAGCUGUACGCGACAAUCAACUACGCGACAAUCAGCUGCGCGACAAUCAGCUGCGCGACAAUCAGCUGCGCAACAAUCAACGACUUGACUUUGUACAUCUACCUGAACACAACAAUUCACAGAUAGCCAGACAAGCCGCAAACAUGGACAACAAUCCGAGUUCGCAGGGGGUCAGAAAAGCUCUCACCAUGGACGACUACGUCCAGAGUCUGAACCCGCAGAAUCCUACUCAAGCUGAUCGCAUCAAGUAUCAAAAAUUUGUCGGAUUAUACCCACACCUAUUCCGCGACAAUCGCACCCAGCUACUUCCCAACGGAUAUUUCCCCUGGAAUCGGAUCCUCAGGUUUGACAAGCAACAAAUUGGCGUAGUGCAAUUCCUUCCAGACUCGUUCCCGGCGAUCCCUGGCUAUGAUAGAGAGGCGACAAUGACAUAUAUCCUAUCCGGAACUCAUAGUCGCACCAGACUGGAACCUUGGCCGUUUAUCUGGCGCAUUCUCAUCAAGUUCGACAACGAGACUGUCGGCGCUAUAGAAAUUCGACGGAUCCUAAUGCGUUUUCCUCCCCCCGCGAACCCUGACGGGUCACUUACGGAUCUCCUCAAGAUUCAUUCCCCUCUUACGAGCUCUGAUGCACCCCCGGUGGAUACACCUAACGCACCUCCUGUUGAAGGACAAUUCGGCUCGCAACUUAAUUCAGAAUCCAGCCACUAG